Molecule: messenger RNA, 2476 nt
Organism: Closterium sp. NIES-67
Lineage: Eukaryota; Viridiplantae; Streptophyta; Zygnematophyceae; Desmidiales; Closteriaceae
Source: the annotation of a GenBank genome assembly
AACCCACCACUUCCACCACCUUCUACAGUACAGUAGUUAGCAGCUUCUUGACCUAGUUAGUGACCAGAACCAGUUUCCACUACUAGCGUUUCGGCCAAGCCGCCGUUUUUCCCGCUACUCUGUGUUAGCUAGAAGUCCAUAAACAGUCUGGAGCCCAGGAGAGCCCAGUCUCAGGCUAUAUAUCUGUUCGUCGCGUGACUUGCCACGUCAGGUGAUAAGAUUCGUUAUCAGCCACGUGUCACCAUGGCGGCUCUCCGCAGCGCGUCGCUCCGUUCGUCGCUUCCCCAUGGAGCAGCUAGUGUUAAUGACUUCACCGUGUCGCACCGCACUGCGUCGCCCUUCGCCCGACUGCACCUGACCGUACCGAACCGUGACGGAUCGCUCGAGACCGUCGCUCCGAGCACCCCUUGCCUUCCUGCUUCCGUACGAUCCGUGCGACAACCCAUGCGACGACCUGUGCGACACCGACAGCGACAGCAAGUUCGUGCGACGUAUUCGCGCGACAGCAGGUCCCACUCAGACGACCCGUCCAAGUCGCCGAAAAAUCCGCGUCCGUCCGACAAGCAACCCCCUUCUGUCAACUCCUACCCCCCCUCCUCCUCCCCCUCCUCCUCCUCCUCCUCACCACCCUCUCAACCGUCAAUGGACGACGAAUGGACCGGAUUACGCGGCGCCUACACCAACACUAGUAAUAUUAAUAAUAAUAGUUUUAGUAACAGUUAUAAUAAUAGUAGUAAUACUAAUAAUAGUCGUGUAGAUGUUGACCCCGCGUGGAUGUUCCCCGCCUACAUGCACAGCCGGAGCCAGGCCGCCCCUUCCUACCCCCUCCCCUGGGAUGACGUAUCGCAGCCCGCCACGUGGCCCGUUACCGCGAGCGGGGGUCCGAACGGCAGGGGGGGGGCGGAGGCGGGGAGCGCGGGGGGCGGGGGGCUGAGCGGAUUGGGGCCGCUUGGGGGGGAUAUGGGGAUGGCGGGAGGGAUGGCGGGAGGCAUGGGGGGAGCGAUGGGGGGAGGUAUGGGGGGAGUGGGGGGAGGCAUUGGUGGAGGCAUGGGGGCGAUGGCGGGGGCAAUGGGGAUGGACGCGGGGGUGGCGCGCGGGGGAGUGGGCGGCAGGGGCGCGGACUACUCGAUGAGCGACCCGAUCUGGGCGGCCAUACGCGCGGAAGCGCGGCUGGAGGCAGAGAGGGAGCCUAUUCUGAGCAGCUUCCUCUACGCGUCCAUCCUUGCUCACUCGUGCUUCGAGCGCUCCUUGGGUUUUGUGCUGGCGAACCGGCUGCAGAACGUGACGCUUCUGGCGACGCAGCUGAUGGACGUGUUUGACUCGGUGCUCAUGCUGCCUAAUAUCAGAGCGGCUAUUAGGGCGGAUGUGCAGGCCGUGCGUGAUCGGGAUCCGUCCUGCCGCUCCUACUCCAACGCUCUUCUCUACUACAAGGGCUACCACGCGCUCCAGUCGUAUCGCAUCGCACACGCCCUGUGGAAUCGGGGCCAGCGCAUCCUGGCUCUUGCGCUGCAGUCCCGCAUCUCCGAGGUGUUCGCAGUGGACAUCCACCCAGCGGCGCGCAUCGGCCGCGGCAUUCUCAUGGACCAUGGCACGGGCGUCGUGAUUGGCGAGACUGCGAUUGUCGGGGACAGGGUGUCUCUGCUGCAGGGAGUGACUCUAGGAGGCACGGGAAAAGAAGCAGGCGACCGGCACCCCAAGGUGCAGGAGGACGUGCUGAUCGGGGCGGGGGCAACGGUCCUGGGCAAUAUCUGCAUCGGGCAGGGCUCCAUGAUCGCUGCUGGGUCCCUAGUGCUCAAGGACGUGCCUCCCCACAGCAUGGUGGCCGGCACGCCAGCCAAGGUGGUUGGAACCCUGUCAGAGCCCAAGCCUGCACUGACAAUGCAACACGACGUCACAAGGCAGUACUGCGAAGAGCUCAUGGAUGAGAAUAUAGGUGGAGCCAACAUCUAGCCACCAUAUUUGGCCAGCUUUCGUAUACUGACUUGGGCAUUCUCUUCAACACUUGUCGUCAGCAAAGCGUAGCAGCACCCUUGUUGGUGGAUGUCACAAGGCAGUUCUGUAAAGGGCUCAUGGAUGAGACCAUAAGUGGAGCCAACAUUUAGCCCACAUCUUCUGUAGUCAGCUUUCGAAGCUGAAGCAAGCUUUGGCAUUCUCUUCAAGACUCCUCGUCAGCAACAUGUAUCAGCACCCAUGCUGGUGGAUGUCACAAGAAGGCUGAUGGAUGAGAACAUACUGUAUUAGCCCGGAUAGAAGACCCAUGGGUCUUAUCACAUACCGUUGAAAAGCAAUCCAAAUGGUCUUGGAUCCUGGGGCAAAAAAACUGAGUUACCACAAGAUGAGCGCCUAAUACACAAGACCCAGGGCCUUCUAUUACUAGGGGGUCUUAUAUCCGGGCUUAUACGGUAGGUGGAGCCAACAUCUAGACCAUUUUUAACCCACAGUUGUAUCCCAUUUCUGCAAGCAAACUUUGGCAUUC